Molecule: messenger RNA, 629 nt
Organism: Elgaria multicarinata webbii
Lineage: Eukaryota; Metazoa; Chordata; Lepidosauria; Squamata; Anguidae
Gene: TMEM234
Product: transmembrane protein 234
Exons: 5
Coding region: 40-480 (146 amino acids)
Source: RefSeq, a predicted model, not a curated record
CAGAGCCGAUGGCGAACUUCUGUUUGGUAGCGGAAGUUCAUGCUGUACUUUCUGAACUCUAUGGUCGGGUCGGUCGCCAUGGCGUCGCUGGGCGAAGUUGCUGCUUUGGUCUUGGUGGCAGUUCUUUGGGGAGGAACCAACCCAUUUCUGAAAAGAGGAACCAAGGGUCUAGAGCAAGUGAAGAGAGAGAGCCGGACCUUGCAGCUGCUGGCAGAAAUGAAAUUCCUUUGUCUCAAUUACAAGUACCUGGUGCCAUUUGUGCUCAACCAGUGUGGCUCAUUUGUCUACUAUCUUGCAUUAGCAUCUGCAGACCUGACCUUGGCUGUGCCUCUUUGCAACUCUUUGGCUCUGAUGUUCACAUUAGCAACAGGGAAGGUGCUCGGAGAAGACAUUGGCGGUACAAGGGCUGUGCUUGGAAUGCUGCUGACAGGCUUGGGAGUUGCUCUCUGCAUAACUGGGUCAGGGCAUGAGAAGCCAUGAAAAGCAUCCCGAAGAUAAGGGGGAAAUGUGAGGAAGGCCAGAGUUAUCUAUAUGAACGCUGGCUCAACUCUCAAGACUAGUGGCAUGUUGGGCAGGGAUCUGCUGGACUCUACUCUUGCUUAGCACUGAUAAAGACUGUUUGUUGUUUA